UCGGAUAUUUGAAUGAUGCCCGAGCAUUCGAAGUGAGACGCUUCGAGCACGUAGCCGCGGAUACAUCGAGCACCGGAAUAUCGAACACACGGAACAACCUUUAAUACAAUCCGACACACCGAUGUCCACUUGGAUACAAAGCUGCACAGAAACUUGUACUUGCACACACAAAAGAUACAACGAUACAAAGAUACACUUAGAUACAAUGAUGGAUGGGCAGCAGAGUGUUUUCAGUGUCAGUGCGCUCAUCGAUGACGUCUGAGAGGCAUUCGCAUUCGCGCUGAUGGAUAAUCAUAAAUUCGGCGUGAAAUUCUCGCAGAUACUUUAGCCAUCUCGCAGAUACUUAUCGCGUUCGCCUCUCCUAAUGGGCCUCAUCUGCCCCGGCCGGCGUCUGUGACAAAUUGUCUCCGCGUGUAUUGUGUGUGUGGUGUGUGCAAUAAAAACCGUUCAAAUCUGCGGCCAAUUACGGCUAAAAGCCAUCCAAAACAUUCCUGUGACAAGUGCAGGUGCAGCUAAGGGACACUCGUAAACCCAUUUGCCAGCAGGAUGCAAACGGAUUAACUCUUGCGAAUCCCAGACCAAAACUCUUCCUUUAAUCCAUCCUCCAGUGCUCUGAGGUCAUUAGACGAUCCGCAGUCGAAUGAAAACAACUCUCAAUACAAAUACAAAGUGUAUUCAGUGAUUCAGUGAUCGAGUGAAGUGAAUAUUCGAAGAAUUCACUUGCUAUCUGGUGAAUGCCGAACGCCGACGGCUAACUGAAAUUAUACUAAUCGAUUCCUAGACGACCGAGCGACACAAAGACUGGCUGCAGAAUGGAUCCCGAUUGCUUUGCCAUGUCCUCGUACCAGUUUGUCAACUCGCUGGCCUCCUGCUAUCCCCAGCAGAUGAAUCCCCAGCAAAGUCAUCCGGGCGCCAAUGCCAGUGCGGGCAGCAGCAACGGUGCCGCCGUGCCAGGCGGUGGGGGCACCAACGGUGGGCCCGGGAAUUCUGGGGCAGCCACGCCCGGAGCCAACGACUAUUUUCCAGCGGCGGCAGCGUACACGCCCAACCUGUAUCCGAACACGCCGCAGGCGCACUACGCCAACCAGGCGGCGGCAUACGGCGGACAGGGUAAUCCGGAUAUGGUGGACUACACACAGCUGCAGCCGCAGCGUCUGUUGUUGCAACAGCAGCAGCAGCAGCAACAGCAACAGCAGCAGCAGCAACAUGCCCAUGCCGCGGCGGCAGUGGCGGCACAGCAGCAGCAACAACUAGCGCAGCAGCAACUCCCGCAACAGCAGCAACAGCAGCAGCAGCAGACGAACAUCAGCUGCAAGUACGCCAAUGAUCCAACCACACCGGGCGGCAGUGGUGGCGGCGGAGGGGGUGGUGGCAGCAACAACAACAAUAACAGCAGCAACAACAACAACAACCAAUCAUUGGCCAGCCCGCAGGACCUCUCCACGCGCGACAUUUCCCCGAAGCUCUCGCCCAGCUCCGUGGUGGAGAGUGUGGCACGAUCCCUCAACAAGGGGGUGCUGGGUGGCAGCCUAGCGGCCGCUGCUGCUGCCGUCAGUCUCAACAACAACCACAGCGGUGCUGGGGUCGGCCCAGUGGGCGGCGGUGGCAGUGGUGUGGGCGUGGGUGGUGUCCCGGGCGUGGUCAAUGUCCCGAUGCACAGUCCUGGCGGCGGCGACUCCGAUUCGGAGAGCGACAGCGGCAACGAGGCGGGCAGCAGCCAGAACAGCGGCAAUGGAAAGAAGAAUCCGCCACAGAUCUAUCCAUGGAUGAAGAGAGUGCAUCUCGGACAGAGUACUGUGAAUGCCAAUGGCGAGACGAAACGACAACGGACCUCAUACACCCGCUAUCAAACACUGGAACUGGAGAAGGAAUUCCAUUUUAAUCGCUACCUGACACGCCGGCGACGCAUCGAGAUCGCCCAUGCCCUCUGCCUGACCGAGCGCCAGAUCAAGAUCUGGUUCCAGAACCGGCGCAUGAAGUGGAAGAAGGAGCACAAGAUGGCCUCGAUGAACAUCGUGCCCUACCAUAUGGGUCCCUAUGGCCAUCCCUACCAUCAGUUCGAUAUCCAUCCGUCACAGUUUGCGCAUCUGAGCGCAUAGGACGCGUGGCACUUUUCGGGUACUGGUUAGAGACUCAAUCAGUUGUAUCAGGAACCAUAUCAGACGGCGGCGGCGGCGGCCAGUGUGGCCGGUAGCUAUCAGUCGCAGGGGCCGCAGGAUGCUGUGUCCCUUGGCGGUAAUGGUAAUGGUGGUGGAGGUAGUGGUGUCGUUGGUGGUGGUGGUGCGGGUGUGACAGGCGGCGGUGGAGGCAGCAAUAGUACCGGCAACGGUCCCAAUUCGCUCUUCUCAUCCGCUGCCAGCAACUCCAAUGCCGAUUGCCUCAAGUAUCCGCAAGAGUUCUGAUCUCAGGUUAUCAUCAGGCAGCAGCAGGCGGAGCAGGAGGAGCACAAUCGUCAUCCGCAGAUGAUGGAACAGCUGCUGGAAUCGGACUGUGAGCCCGAUCCGGAGCUGGACCUGGAACUGGAACUGGAACUGGACUACAAGACGGACAUUGUUGGCUGCAAUAUGUUCUGCUGCUGAGGCGAUCUAGCCACCACCUGCCCCAAAUCUUGCCUACCGCAUACCGCCACCCGCCUGUCCCAGUCGCCGCUCUCCCGUCGAUCAACCAACAUCAGAGACGAUGUUUCUUGUUUGCAACUGAUUCGUGUUAAGCUAAGAAACGAGCUGUUCCCCCGCCCCCCGCACGGCAGCUCGUUUGGGUCUAUGAUACUGGAUGUGGGACCCCAAGCAAUCACACAAUUCUAUUCGAUAUUCGAUACGUUUCCUUCCCUUCAAAACUUUCCCCGAAUUGAGCACAGCUCUCAACUGCCUGGGGAUCCCAGAGAGAUUUCCUUUCUAUUCCCCUAAUUCUGGACUUUCUUUAUGUGAAUGCGUGUGGUUCGCCCCCAGUAUGAUGGACCUCUUUCUCUAAGCAGUAUUCGAAAAGCUGUUAGUCUGUAAGUCUAGCAUAAAUUUUAGUCCCUAAGAGCUGCACAGAUGAGGAGAUGAACAGAGAUGAAGAUCGAGUUAAACAAAAACUAAUAUCUGCAAUAAUUUCAAAGUGAUUUCUAACUAACAUUAGUUCUUCGUUUAAAGAUAUACCCAAUCCAAGUCCAAGCCCAAACCCAACCCAAUUCCCCGCCCUCCAGGGAGUCCUAAAGUGUGUACUUAAUACCUAGCUAGUAGAUAACCUAAAUCUAGUUAACCACAUAAGGCUUUGUUUAGUUUGUAAAUAGCAGAGAGCGCCCUCGGACUCGGGGGACGGCUUUCUUUUUAUUAUGUUUGUGUUUCGUUUAGAAAUGAAAGUAUUUUGAAAGUAUCUCUACUGUUCAGUUUAUUUUGUGUGUUGUUGAAAGUGCUCUAGCAGCUUCGAAAAUGCUUUACUAAUUUUAUCCAAAAACAAAAACUAAAAACAAAAAAGAUUCAAAUCGUUUUAUAAUUUGCCACUGAAGAACAAAUUCGGAAGUCAAACAGGAACUAAAAAAUAUUUCACAUUUAGCAUAGAAUUCGAUAUGGAAACUGGACUUUCUUUCGAGCCGCAUUAAAAGAAUAUAUUUUUUAUUUAGAGACCUCUUUCAGCAAUGUUUCAUGUCUGUAAAAAAAAAAAA
Molecule: messenger RNA, 3646 nt
Organism: Drosophila pseudoobscura
Lineage: Eukaryota; Metazoa; Arthropoda; Insecta; Diptera; Drosophilidae
Gene: Scr
Product: Sex combs reduced
Exons: 3
Coding region: 813-2099 (428 amino acids)
Biological process (GO): anterior/posterior pattern specification; positive regulation of transcription by RNA polymerase II
Cellular component (GO): nucleoplasm; nucleus
Molecular function (GO): RNA polymerase II cis-regulatory region sequence-specific DNA binding; DNA-binding transcription factor activity, RNA polymerase II-specific
Source: RefSeq, a predicted model, not a curated record